AUAAACGCGCGCGGUUGGAAGUGGAAGCGACCGGCGGAGCUGUUCUGUAAACAAACCCGGAGUUUGUGCGCUCAUGGCGGGGAAGGUGGAGAUGAACCGAGCCGAGGACACGUACGUGGUUUCAGACGAGACCUCGGAGGUGGCGGACGGCAGCACUAAGGUGGAGGAGGAUGGAGAAGCCGACGCUCCGGCUGUUUUCCUCUGCGGGAAGUGUAAGCUGCCGCUCGGGGACUCGCUGUGCUGGGCCGGGAGCGACGACGAGACCAAUCAGAUUCUGCUCAGGAGGGUUAACGAGAACAUCGCGAUUGGCAAAGAUCCUUUCGUCUGCUGCACAAAGAGUGAACAAGGCUGCCUUGUGGUAAAUCUCACCUGUCGCGGAUGCUCCACGAAUCUCGGACUCAUGUACACAUCCACCCCAAAGUCCCUGGACUACAAGAGGUCCCUCUUUUGCUUCAGUGUUGAAAAUAUUGAAAGUUAUGUUCUAGGCUCCCCUAACCAGCAGGUGGCAGCGCUGGACCAGGAAGAAAGACCAGUGACGUUAGAAUACCAGGACAACGUGGAGCUCCAGAUAAGCCAGAUCAAAUCUCUGGCAGUUACAAUAGGACAGCGGCUCCUGGAGAUCGAGAUGGACCUUCAGUGCAAGUCGGAGAGCUAACGGGCGUUUCCUUCAUUCCCGCCUGUCCGUUUUCUGUUUGUUCUGUCAUGUUUUUGACAUCUUUAUAUAUCGAAACGUAGUUUAUUAUGUGGAAAACAAGCACACGGCUGUUAACAAUCUUGUUUAUAUAAAGUUUGUGAUUUACCGGCCUUAAAUUAUCAUCGUAACACACCCGGCUGUUCUUAUUAUGUUGUUUAUCGUUGGUGUGGGUUAUCUGUUUGUUUUCUUUGUUUUAUUUCAGACUUAUUUGCAGCAAUUUGCUUCUUAAGCUCUUUCUGUAUAAUCCGAAAUGUUGUGUGUUGUGUUUUUGUUUUUCUUUCCCCUGUUUGUGGGAUUAAAACUCUUUGAUUCAUCUCUAAUAAACUGCUCGGUGGUUAAGCGCA
Messenger RNA from Trichomycterus rosablanca, 1038 nucleotides. It is a transcript of the gene mis18a, whose product is annotated as MIS18 kinetochore protein A. The record is from RefSeq and is a predicted model, not a curated record. Gene Ontology annotation, biological process: chromosome segregation; CENP-A containing chromatin assembly. NCBI's taxonomy places the organism in Eukaryota, Metazoa, Chordata, Actinopteri, Siluriformes, Trichomycteridae. The coding region runs from base 74 to 655 and encodes 193 amino acids. The transcript is spliced from 5 exons. Gene Ontology annotation, cellular component: nucleus; chromatin; chromosome, centromeric region.